Molecule: messenger RNA, 1306 nt
Organism: Salvelinus fontinalis (brook trout)
Lineage: Eukaryota; Metazoa; Chordata; Actinopteri; Salmoniformes; Salmonidae
Exons: 1
Coding region: 28-858 (276 amino acids)
Source: RefSeq, a predicted model, not a curated record
CUCUGUCUAUCCAGUCUGUGGUAGAGGAUGACAGCAGCGGGGUCCAGUGGAGCAGUCAACGCCGUCUGCACCCAAGACUCCUCCCACUCACCUAAAACAACCUGCCCACAAACCACAUGGCCCUGCCCACUCUGCUUCCCACAGCAACAGAAGGAUGAGCUCGAAGUCAGACUCCGCCUCCGCUCCCCUCCUGGGGCAUGGCUACUAGCGGGCGUUAUCGUGGUGAUGGUGGGAAUGUUUGUGGCCGUGGCCGGGUACGCUAGCUCCACCCCUAACCCUGUGGGUGGGCGAGGCAGCUCCCACAGCGAGCGAAUGAAACUGCUCGGCCCUGUCGUGAUGGGCAUCGGCCUGUUCAUCUUCAUCUGUGCUGGAACCCUGCUGUACGAGAACCGGGACCGCGAGAACCGAGAGCGUGAGAACCUUGAGAACCCUGAGGAGCAGGGGAAACGCAAACAGAAGAAAACAAGGGAACGGCGCCGGGAGAACCGUGAUUAUGAGGAUGUGGAACAGGGGAACCAGAGAGAGCCCUCAGACAGACACGCCCCUCUCCCUGAGGAGUGCCCGCCCCCCCUGCCUCCCAGAGUGCCUAGACAGGAGGGGUCAGAGUUGAACGUUCUCUCUGUGGGGGCGCUGAGCUCACUGCUGCCAGGGGAGGGACAGGGGCGUGAAGAGAGAGUCAGAGAGGUGGGGGGUAAAGGGGGCUCAACCCUGCUGACCAGAGUCCUGCACCACCAGGACCCCCCCUCCUCCUGUCCCUCCCCAGCUCCCUCCUCUGUGUACUCUGACUCCUGUAACUCCAGUGAGAUCAACUAUAACGUUCAGACAGGCUCCCCUAUCCACUCUAUUCACCAACUCUGAGAUUCUACUGUUCUCACAUCUGUACAUGCUUUCUAAAGAAAUGCACCACAUAUUUCUCCAUCUCUUUCUGUGGUUUCUAUAGGCUGUAGAUGCAGUGGAGUGUGUUGGGCAUCUCUCUCUACCCCUCUAGGACGGGCAGAGCCAGGGGGAGACAGGGCUAGGUGACGUCAGCUUGUUGUUGUGUAGUAAAGUCUCUCUCAGGGGUGUUUGACUGUAUUUGGGCUUGGGAGAGGAUUCCACUGCAGACAGUGACUGUGGUGCCAUUCUGACUGAUGCGCGUACACACAGUAAAUACGGCCAGACAUUCCGCUGUGGAACAGGCUGCUUUGGAGAACUUUGAUUCAUUUACAUUUACAUUUAAGUCAUUUAGCAGACGCUCUUAUCCAGAGCGACUUACAAAUUGGUGCAUUCACCUUAUGACAUCCAGUGGAACAGCCACUUUACAAUA